AUGCGUGAUAAGCUACGAUUUUCCUUCCGAAAAGAUCACGGAACACCGAACGGGAACGGCAUCAUUAUCACACCGCAGGUGCAACGCUCUCGAGCGAGGACGAUGUCAAUAACCGCGAAGAAGCGAAAAUCUAAAAAGGACGGUGACAGCGACGACAGCAGCGACAAGAAUCGAGGGAAAUCUCGUCGUCGUUCAUCGAAGAAGCACUCGAGCCUCUACCUCAGCCAUCCGCAUGCGGAUGAUGACGAGAAGGACAAUCAGCCUAAACAGCGCUUCGACACCUUCGUCAAAACUCGAGAUACUGUCCGAACGGGGCAACGGUCAAUCUCAUGGCGACGUAAACUCCGUGAAUUCUACUCGGCGCCAAUCACGACGUUCUGGCUGUGGUCCCUCAGUUUCUAUGUAUUUCUAAUCGCUCUUUCAUAUACAAUCUUGAUAAAAACACCGAGGUAUCCGUCAUGGGUAGAAUGGUAUCUGCUUGCUUAUGUAGUUGUAUGGUUGCUGGAACUGCUACGAAAGUUGGUAAUGAUAGUAAUGAUUGAUCGAAAGCAACAAAUGUGGCGGAAAGUUCUGCUUUACUUUGGUACCUACCGGAAUGGUGUGCUGCUUUUUGCCACGGUGACCUAUGUAAUAGCAUUUUGUAUUCCGAUGCAACCCUUCGACAAGGCAUUUUAUAUGGGUCCUUUAAUUUUCAGAAUGGCAGGCCGGGUAUUUUUAGUCUGUAACUCAGUGUUAUGGUCGUUCAAGCUAUUGGAUUACAUGCGAGUUUUCCGACAACUUGGACCAUAUAUAACCAUGGCUGCGGAAAUGAUUCCUCGAAUGUUGCCGAUUCUCGCGAUGUUGUUCGUUUCACUGUUGGCAUUCGGCCUGGUCCGUGAAGCAAUCACUUAUCCCUAUGAGAACUGGCAUUGGCUUCUACUCCGGAACAUCUUCUACAAACCGUACUUCAUGUUGUAUGGUGAAGUCUAUGCGCCAGAGAUCGACGUCUGUGGAGACGAGAUAUGGGAUGCCCAUAUAGAUGAAGGAGUGCCGAUUGCGUCUGGUUUGCUCAACAUCACGGGCGAGGGAUGUGUUCCUGGAUACUUUGUUGCACCACUCUUUAUGACCGUCUUCAUGCUGAUCGCCAAUGUUCUGCUGAUGAACACGAUGGUCGCGUGCUGUACAUACGUGUUUUGA
Molecule: messenger RNA, 1176 nt
Organism: Cooperia oncophora
Lineage: Eukaryota; Metazoa; Nematoda; Chromadorea; Rhabditida; Trichostrongylidae
Source: the annotation of a GenBank genome assembly